Linum trigynum is the source of this 1606-nucleotide messenger RNA. The record is from the annotation of a GenBank genome assembly. Lineage: Eukaryota; Viridiplantae; Streptophyta; Magnoliopsida; Malpighiales; Linaceae.
CUCUAGAGACCCGUGGAUUCGAUAUUUAUUACUUGUGCCACUAUACUGCAGUCCCUUUCAUUGGUUACACUUGGCCAUUGUUAGGUGUUGUGUUUUAGCGAGUCAAGUUUUUGGCGCCGUUGCCGGGGACUUUCUAGAGUAUUAGGAAAGUCAGAAGUUUGUUACUUUAGCAUUUUUCUUUUCUUUUUUUUUUCCACCCUUGCUUUUCACUUGGGUGUUUUUUGUUUUUGUUGGUGCAGAUCUGAAUCAUGGAUCCGCAUGGCUUCUCCAACCAGUGGGGGUAUCCACCACCAUCCGAGUGGUAUUACCCCGAGACUCCCUGGAGCAAUCAAGGAGGAGAAGACUAUGGAUUCGGGUUCCAGUACCAACCCCCUUUCUACGGAGAACAACCAGACCCCUGGGCAUAUCAAGAACAAUCUCCUUAUCAAGAAGAAUUCCUCCCACAACAAGAAGGGCCAUCAGAUCUUGAGUUACCCAUGGCGGCCUUCACGGGCCACUCUGCAGAGCCAUGCUACACUUCACUGGAAGAUCCGAAAAAACAAUUAAGGCUUCUCGUGGAGCAGUUUGCUCGAGACACUAAGAAAUCAUGCUCCAAGAUGGAUCUUCAAAUCAAAGCCCUUGCCACUUCCGAUCCCUCAUUUCUCCAUGAUAUGGAGGAGAUUGUUCAGCGCUCAGCGAAGCAAACAGAGUGGGUGAAGCAAGUUUGCUCGCAUCUUGCCCAAGAUCACCUUUCUGCUACCACGCUAGAAGAGGUGGAGGAUGACAAAGGCUAUGAGAGCGUUGAGGAGCAUACAGAAGUUAUCACAGAGAACUCUUAUGAUAAUCAUGAUCAGGAAAGUCCUUUGGUUGCAGACCACACCUUUCCUCAUUUAUGCUCUAACAUGCUGGCCCCGUGCGAGGAGAUGCAAGAUGAUCCCAUUGAAGAAAUUGCUUGGCGACUUGCUCUCCAAUCUGUUCUAGAAGAAGAAGAGCGAGCAAGGAUGAGGAAGGAAGUUGUGGAUGAUGAGGAAGAAAGAAAAGAAGAGGUGGUUCUUGAUCUUUUCCCAAGGGAGAGACCACAUUUUGAAGAAGAAAGGGGGGUUGAGGAAGCAAUUGGCGUCCAGGCUGAGGAUGAAGUUGAGGUGGAAGAGGCUUGCACCGACCCUAUGUUACAUUUGAUAUCUCCACCAAACUUUGAGGAGCUGCAUGGCAAGGACCCAUUUGCAAUGUCUUUUUGCCAGACCAAGGCCACAUCAACAUCGGUCCCUCUUGGUGGAUGCAAUGGUGGCCAAUCGAUGUUGUCAUAUCUGGUUUGGGGCAAUGAGACGAGAGAAGAGAAGAAGAGGUCUCGAGGGUGGAGACCUCAUCUGCAUCAAGUACAUGAGCCUUCAUCACCUGCCACACCACAUGCUCGUGACUUGAGACUCCACCUCAUCGACGAGAACCUCAACUUCAAGGAGGUUCUAGCAUGGACCGAAACUUAGGAGCCAUCGUCCGGCUCACGACGUGAAAGAAGCGCUUGUUGGGAGGCAACCCAACCAGUCGGUUUGCAUUUCUUUCUCUUUUUCUCCUCGGUUGAGUCAGUUUUGUUAUUUGAUUUUAGAGUCAAUAACUCAACCUUUGUGAG